Messenger RNA from Microdochium trichocladiopsis, 1575 nucleotides. RefSeq lists its product as uncharacterized. Lineage: Eukaryota; Fungi; Ascomycota; Sordariomycetes; Xylariales; Microdochiaceae. The transcript is spliced from 5 exons. The record is from RefSeq and is a predicted model, not a curated record. The coding region runs from base 1 to 1575 and encodes 524 amino acids.
AUGGGUUAUGUGGGCAGCAGCCAGGCGGUGCCAGGCAUGUUGUACGGUUUUGACGAUAUCACCUCCUCUUCCAGCCUCACAUGGACGCCUUGCUUCAAUGACUUCAAAUGCACCAAACUGCAAGUCCCGCUAGACUAUGCAAAUCCCAGCUUGGGAACCACGGACAUUGCCUUCAUCAAGCGCCCAGGCAAGAACGCAACAUUCGAGGCUCCUAAUAUUGUCUUUACUUACGGCGGGCCCGGCGGCUCCGGCGUGGAAUUGCUUCUGACCGGGCCUCACGAUCAGCUCGGCGCCAUGUUCGGCGAGCAAUACAAUUUAGUCUUCUUCGACCCCAGAGGCGUCAACAACAGUGGCCUCACGCUUGAUUGCUUUUCCGGCAACGCGGAUGCCCGUGCAGAAUUCAACGAUCUGCAUAAAACAGGCAUUACCAACACCUCGACCGACUCGCUGCAGGAGCAGUUCUACUCGAGCGCCAUCUUCGCCGAGUGGUGUGAGAAUGCUAUGCGAAAGACGAGCUCUCCAUACGCGUACUAUGUCACUACCCCAGUCGUCGCGCACGACCUGCUCUCAUACAUCGAGGCCGAAGCUAGACUUGGUGGCACCACGAGGCCUGAGGACGCCAAGCUGUGGACGUACGGCGUCAGCUACGGCACCGUAACAGGGGUGACGUUUGCAACACUCUUUCCCAACCGUGUAGGGCGGAUGGUGCUUGACGGCAUUGUCGACGCCGAGCAGUACUACGAUAACGUCUGGUUGGACAACAUGGAUCAAACCGAUGCUGGGGUCGAGUCCUUUGCAGAAACCUGCCACGCUGCUGGCGCGGACAAGUGCAGCUUCUGGGGCUCGUCAUCUGCCGAAAUUCUAAGCAGGCUAGGCAGACUCAUCGAGCAGCUCAAGAACCAUCCCGUCCCGAUCAGCGGUGUCGAUAGAGCGGGCAGCAGCAGCGAGCACAUGGCCAUGGUGACACAAGCAGAUAUCAAGAUGCAUAUCUUCGAAGCCAUGUACGACCCCCUCACCUCAUUUCCAGUCAUGGCGGACGUCCUGCACCAGCUGGAAGCGGGCAACGCGACCGCCCUCACAGGCACCUUCGCGUCCAAGGCAGCCAGGAGGACCGACCCCGGUAGGCAGAUCAUCUGUGCAGAUGUGACACGGCGCAAUAGGAUAACUACGGUCGAGCAGUACGCCGAGUUCGUCGAGGCCAGUGUCGCGCGCAGCAGAUAUGUGGGCGAUGUGUGGCCCAUUGAACUGGACGGUGUGCUGUGUAGCGCAUUGAAACCAGAGCUGCCGGAUAGCAUGUUGAUGCAGGCAUCGAUUGGGGCUAUAGAAAGCCCAACCGCAUUCCCGAUUAUGUUCACAAGCAACACCAUUGAUCCCAUAAGCAGCCUGACUGCUGCCAAGAAAGCCACUGCCAAGUUCAAGCACUCGGUUCUUCUACAGCAAGAGGGUGUCGGCCACACCGUAAUUGGCAUGCUAGGAUCGCUGUGUUACUUCCAUCACGUCCAGGACUAUUUCGCAGGCGUUUUGCCGCCGGCGAACACGACCUGUCCGCAAGAACACACGCCCUUCCAAAUGUGA